CAGCCCUGAACACCCCGGUUCUUAGUGUUGCUCUCUAUCUUGUCCUCCAGCCCUGCUGUGCCUGGUGACAUUGAUUCUAGCCUCCCUAGGCCGAGCUUGGACUCUUGUGGUCCUCUACCUGCUCUGGCUCUAUCAAGACAGACACACACCCAGGAUGGGGGGUCGCCGGUCUGCCUGGGUCCGCAACUGGGCAGUCUGGAGGUAUUUCCGAGACUACUUUCCCAUCAAGGUGAGGACCCCAGAAGGAGCGCUGGGUUGACGGAUGGGUGGGUGGGGCUUCAAAAUAGAUGAGUGUGGCCAUCCCUCUCCCGUCUCCAAAGCCGUUUCUCACUGGGAAAUGGGAUACAGUCACAGGCUCUGUUCUCUAGCUCGUUAAAACGGCCGAGUUGGAUCCGUCUCAAAACUACCUUUUCGGUUUUCAUCCUCACGGGGUCCUGGUUGUUGGGGCGUUCAGCAACUUCUGUACAGAGGCCACAGGCUUCUCCCACCUCUUUCCGGGUCUCAAGCCACAUUUACUCAUGCUGCCAUGUUGGUUCCAAGUGCCUCUCUUCCGAGAUUACAUUAUGACCAGUGGUAAGGAAGCCACUUCUCAAGACCCGGGGCACCGAUAUCACCGUACCCCUCUUAUCCUGGGGUGGGGGUGGGGAGCUCCUGUGUUUACCUCUGCCUUGGUGGUAUCCAUGCACCCUAUCCCUUCGUCCUUCCCACCUAGGUUUAGUCUCUUCUGACAAAGCCAGCACUUCCUAUCUCUUGUCCCACCCUGAGGGCGGCCGGGUGGCCGUUCUGGCUGUGGGAGGUCCCCUGGAGGCUUUGGAGGCAAAGCCUGGAACAGUGAGUUUGCGGCUCCGGAAUCAGAAAGGAUUCGUUAAAUUAUCACUGGAACACGGGUGAGGAGUGGGCGGGUGGCGGCGGCGGUGGCAGAGGCAUAUGCACCGGAGCUGCCCUGCAUGAGGGGUAGAGGAAUGUGAGCCCGUAUCUUCAGACUCCCAUCAGCCUCGUGCGUGUCUGUUCCUGUUCCCCCAGGGCCUCGCUUGUGCCUGUCUUCUCCUUUGGAGAGAAUGACCUCUUCCAGCAGUUUCCCAAUCCGCCAGGCUCCUGGGUACGGAGGAUGCAGGAGGCACUUCAGAGGAUACUGAGUGUGGCCCUGCCUCUCUUCCAUGGUCGCCUGGGUCUCCUGAUUCCCUUCCGUGUGCCCAUCCAUACUGUCGUGGGCGCCCCAAUUCCAGUGCAGCGAAGCCCGAGGCCCACCCGGGAACAGGUGAACCGGUUGCACGAGUUAUAUGUAGAGCGUCUCACACAGCUGUUCGAGGAACACAAGAUGCGCUAUGGGGUCCCUGCUGAUCAACACCUUGUAUUCAUCUAGGCACGUCCAUAUCGCCAUGUCCUGGCCUUCCUGAGAGACUGCAGAGAUGUGACUGGGGAGAUGAUUAAAAGUGGGAGCAGACCAA
Messenger RNA from Rattus norvegicus (Norway rat), 1448 nucleotides. NCBI's taxonomy places the organism in Eukaryota, Metazoa, Chordata, Mammalia, Rodentia, Muridae. The record is from RefSeq and is a predicted model, not a curated record.